Molecule: messenger RNA, 1255 nt
Organism: Periophthalmus magnuspinnatus
Lineage: Eukaryota; Metazoa; Chordata; Actinopteri; Gobiiformes; Gobiidae
Product: leucine-rich repeat-containing protein 15
Exons: 7
Coding region: 117-1184 (355 amino acids)
Cellular component (GO): plasma membrane
Molecular function (GO): protein binding
Source: RefSeq, a predicted model, not a curated record
CAGAGUUCGAUUAAGGUAGAAGUCCAUGUGCUGCCUGUAAACAAACGUCUCACAGGAGGAGGUAGAGGUAUGCAAUAAACUGGAUUUCCAUUGAGGCGUUUUUACCGUUAUGAAACAUGCGGCUCUUCCUCCAUGUGAUACUGGGGCUGCUGUGGCUGACACCGUCUGCAGGGGCCUGUCCCGACUCCUGUAAAUGCUCCAGGAAGUCUGGUCCCGAAAGGUCCGAGGUCAACUGUCACAAAAGAGGCCUCCUCACUUUCCCCUCCAACCUGCCCCCCGAUACCUGGAACCUCAAACUGGGUGAGAAUGGCAUCACAGACCUGAAGGCUGCUCUUCUGAAAACAGUUCCCAAAAUUGAAAGUUUAAAUUUGGAGCGAAAUGCCAUCAAAUUCAUCCAUCCUCAGGCUUUCACUGGCGCAAAGCAACUGAUGCUGUUAAAACUGUACGGCAACCACAUCAGCACACUCCCCCCGCGAGCACUCCAGGAACUGCGUAACCUUCGCUUCCUGAUGUUGGGCCAGAACGAGAUCGGGGCACUGAGGCCGGACAUGUUCGUGGGGCUGAGAAACCUGUCAGAGCUGGACCUCCCUCUGAACGGGCUCUCAAAGCUGACGCCAAACGCCUUCAAACCACUCAUCGUGCUCAAAGUCCUGGAUCUGUCCAUGAACCGAAUCACCACCAUCUCUCCAAAGGCCUUCACUGGACUCAGGCAGCUGCUCUUCCUCAACCUGGACAAUAACAGCAUUAAGACUCUUCCUGCUGGAGUGUUCAAACCUCUGCGCGCUCUGGAGAUGCUGGUCUUGGACAAUAACCUCCUGACCACACUGGAGACCACAGUUUUGGAUGGACUCGUCAAUCUCCAGGAGCUGUACUUGAGGAACAAUGAGCUGGAGAGUCUUCCUCCGGGCAUAUUCAGGGGCACAACUCUGCUCUCUCAGCUGGCCCUCAGCGGGAACAAACUCAAGAGUCUGGAUGGGAAUCUCUUUGCCCCCGUGACAGGCAUGAAGAAGCUCCACCUCCACGACAACCCGUGGCACUGUGACUGUAACAUCCGCUCCCUGGUGCAGUAUUUGAGCCAAACCCAGAGCUCUGUGUCCCCCUCUCUGCGCUGUGUGAGUCCUCAGCAGCUCCAUGGAAAGACCAUGAGCAGUCUGAAAGAGGAUCAGACCGUUUGUCCUGCCUGAAAAUAAACAACUCCACAAAGUAUGACUCUUUUACAUUUACGCGGCAAUGUUUUGUGCUUAUACUCGCAAGA